Manis pentadactyla (Chinese pangolin) is the source of this 1345-nucleotide messenger RNA. Its product is annotated as olfactory receptor 10J4. Gene Ontology annotation, biological process: G protein-coupled receptor signaling pathway. Lineage: Eukaryota; Metazoa; Chordata; Mammalia; Pholidota; Manidae. Gene Ontology annotation, cellular component: membrane. The transcript has a single exon. Gene Ontology annotation, molecular function: olfactory receptor activity; G protein-coupled receptor activity. The coding region runs from base 326 to 1345 and encodes 339 amino acids. The record is from RefSeq and is a predicted model, not a curated record.
UCUGCAGGCAUGUCCUCUGUGCUGGAACUCUGACACACGGUGGGCCACUGCUGGUCUAAACCAGGUGAGUCUGGGCGGCAUUCCAAGGCUGCAAUACACACUCGGUCUAGGGCCUUCUCUGCCCUUCACCCACUUCCAGCUAGGCUUGUUGGGUGGUCCCGCCAACCCUUUUACAUAGUCACUCUCUCCCUGCCACCACUGCAUGUGCCCCCAGUGCCAGGCCCCUGAGAACCCUGAGAGGUCUUUGAGAACUUGGCCUGUGUCUGAAUGCUGAGAACUUCUGAAGCCCAGAGCUAUACCCACUGUGAGUCCCUGCCUGUGGCUGAUGACGACUCUGGGCCAGCCUUCCAUUUCCAGCAUGGAUGCUCAACUUUCCCACUUCAUCUCUUUCAAACCCAGAUUCUCCUCAAUGCCAAGACCCAAUUUCACAGCUGUGACAGAGUUUAUCUUUGAAGGCUUCUCCAUUUUUGAAUGGCACUCCAGACUCAUCCUCUUUGUCGUCUUUUUGGCCUUAUACCUGUUGACCCUUGCCAGCAAUGCUCUCAUCUUGACAGCUAUCCGCCUCAACCGUCAACUUCACACACCCAUGUACUUCUUCCUGAGUGUGCUGUCCAUUUCCGAAACCUGUUAUACACUGGCCAUCAUCCCCCGAAUGCUAUCCAGUCUCCUCAGCCCCCGACGAGCCAUCUCCAUUCGAGAAUGUGCCACCCAGCUCUUCUUCUAUCUCUCUUUUGGUGUCAACAACUGCUUUCUGCUCACAGCCAUGGGGUAUGACCGCUAUGUGGCCAUUUGCAACCCACUACGGUAUUCAGUCAUCAUGGGCAAAAGGACCUGCAUGCAACUGGCAAGUGGAUCGUGCAGCAUCGGCCUGAGCACAGCCAUCAUUCAAGCGUCAUCUGUGUUCAGCCUGCCCUUCUGUGAUGCGAACAUCAUCUCCCACUUCUUCUGUGACGUCCGGCCCCUGAUGAAGCUCGCCUGUGCUGACACUACCAUGAAAGAAUUUGUCACUCUGUUCAUCAGUCUCUGCGUCCUUGUCCUGCCCAUGGUCUUGAUCUUUAUCUCCUAUGUCCUAAUUGUCACCACCAUCCUCAAGAUUGCCUCUGCUGAAGGUCGGAAAAAGGCCUUUGCCACCUGUGCCUCCCACCUCACUGUUGUCAUUGUCCACUAUGGCUGUACCUCCUUCAUCUACCUAAAACCCAAAUCCCAGAACUCCCUGCAGGACAGACUCAUCUCCGUGACCUACACCGUCAUUACCCCGCUACUAAACCCCGUCAUCUACAGCCUGAGGAACAAGGAGGUCAAGGAUGCCUUGCUCAGAGCACUGGGCAGGAAGCCACUCUCUUAG